CUACAACAUCCACACAACAACCUCUAAGGUUCCCAUCAUCACAACUUUCCAACCAACAACCCCCAAACUCCACACACAAAAUGUCUGCCGCUCCUGCUAGCUGGUCCCUCGAGGGCAAGGUCGCCGUUGUCACUGGCUCUGGCCGUGGUAUUGGAAAGGCGAUGGCCAUUGAGCUCGCCAAGCGCGGUGCUAAGGUCGCUGUUAACUACGCCAACACCGUCGAGGGCGCUGAGGCAGUCGUCAAGGAGAUCAAGGCUCUCGGUAACGGUGCUGAUGCUCAUGCCUUCAAGGCCAACGUUGGAAACGUCGAGGAGACCUCCAAGCUGAUGGACGAUGUUGUUGCACACUUCGGCCGUCUCGACAUCUGCUGCUCUAACUCCGGUGUGGUUUCUUUCGGUCACUUCGCUGAUGUUGAGCCUGAGGAGUUCGACCGCGUCUUCAACAUCAACACCCGUGGUCAGUUCUUCGUCGCCAAGGAGGCGUACAAGAGGAUGGAAGUCGGUGGCCGCAUCAUCCUUAUGGGUUCCAUCACCGGUCAGGCCAAAGGUGUGCCCAAGCACGCCAUCUACUCUGGCUCCAAGGGUGCCAUCGAGACAUUCACCAGGUGCAUGGCUAUCGAUGCCGGUGAGAAGAAGGUCACAGUCAACUGCGUUGCCCCCGGUGGCAUUAAGACCGACAUGUACCACGCUGUUUGCCGCGAAUACAUUCCCGGAGGCGACAAGCUCAGCGACGACCAGGUCGACGAGUACGCCUGCACAUGGUCUCCCCACAACCGUGUCGGUCAGCCCAUCGACAUUGCCCGCGUCGUCUGCUUCCUUGCCUCGCAGGAUGGUGACUGGGUCAACGGAAAGGUCAUCGGUAUCGACGGCGCUGCCUGCAUGUAAACGGUUGCUGUUGGACUUGAACUUUCUCCUUAGCCUUUUGUUACGAACCAUGGCCUGAUAUUGAAGCAUGAUUGGCGUUCUUCAUAGUAGAGGAAAUGGAAUAAUGGAAUGAUUGAACACUUAACCU
This is a messenger RNA of Macroventuria anomochaeta, 1011 nucleotides long. RefSeq names its product NAD(P)-binding protein. The coding region runs from base 81 to 884 and encodes 267 amino acids. The transcript has 3 exons. Gene Ontology annotation, molecular function: oxidoreductase activity. The record is from RefSeq and is a predicted model, not a curated record. NCBI's taxonomy places the organism in Eukaryota, Fungi, Ascomycota, Dothideomycetes, Pleosporales, Didymellaceae.